This is a messenger RNA of Nymphalis io (European peacock), 5211 nucleotides long. Its product is annotated as probable phosphorylase b kinase regulatory subunit alpha. Gene Ontology annotation, cellular component: phosphorylase kinase complex. The coding region runs from base 141 to 3872 and encodes 1243 amino acids. The record is from RefSeq and is a predicted model, not a curated record. The transcript has 18 exons. NCBI's taxonomy places the organism in Eukaryota, Metazoa, Arthropoda, Insecta, Lepidoptera, Nymphalidae. Gene Ontology annotation, molecular function: calmodulin binding. Gene Ontology annotation, biological process: glycogen metabolic process.
AUUAAAAUGACAAUGACAAUCACGACUUUCAAAUGACAUAUCGAAGAAAAUAAUUAGUAAAAAUAUAAUGUAUUUAAAAAUGCUUAUCCGUGUUUCUUUUGUUCACAUUUGAUAGAAAGUGCGCAAUUACAUCAUCCAAAAUGAGAACUCGAAGUAAUUCAGGCGUCCGUUUAGAUUACUACCAGAGAGUUGUACAUAAGUUAAUUUUAGACCAUCAGCAACCGGUUACGGGUUUGUUUCCAGCCAGCCCUCAUAAUGACCAUGCGUGGAUCAGAGACAACCUUUAUUGCAUAUUGGCAGUUUGGGGACUGUCCAUGGCAUUCAAAAAGAUUGCCGACCAGGAUGAAGAUCGUGCUAAAACAUAUGAGCUAGAACAAAGCUGCGUAAAACUGAUGAGAGGUCUCCUUAUGGCUAUGAUGCAGCAAAAAGACAAGGUAGAGAAAUUUAAAAGCACUCAGCACCCUCAUGAUUCUCUUCAUGCAAAGUACUCCUCUAUAACUGGAGGAACUGUUGUUAAGGACAAUGAAUGGGGACAUUUGCAGAUUGAUGCUAUUUCAUUAUAUCUCCUCAUUUUAGCUCAAAUGACUGCAUCUGGUUUGCAAAUAGUAUUUUCUCUAGAUGAAGUUGCAUUCAUCCAGAAUUUAGUUUUUUAUAUUGAAUCCGCCUAUUGCACUCCUGAUUAUGGAAUUUGGGAAAGAGGAGAUAAAACAAAUCAUGGGCUACCUGAACUCAACGCUAGUUCAAUUGGUAUGGCCAAAGCAGCUUUAGAAGCUAUGAAUGAGCUGGACCUUUUUGGUGCUCGUGGAGGACCUUCAAGUGUCAUACAUGUCUUGGCAGAUGAGGCUCAAAAAUGUCAAGCUGUCUUGCAGUCAAUGUUGCCUAGAGAAUCUAACAGCAAAGAAUUGGACUCUGGUUUGCUGUCAAUCAUAAGCUAUCCAGCGUUUGCUGUUGAUGAUCCACAGCUUAUAGCUAAAACUAGAGACAUAAUUGUUUCAAAGCUUCAGGGAAAAUAUGGUUGUAAGAGAUUUUUAAGAGAUGGUCACAAAACACCAAGAGAAGACCCCAGUAGACUUUAUUAUGAACCUUGGGAAUUAAGAAUGUUUGAAAAUAUAGAAUGUGAAUGGCCAUUAUUUUUUUGUUACCUUAUACUAGAUUACUGCUUUCGAGGUGAUAAGAACAAUGUUACUGAAUACAUGCAAAAACUAGAGAAAAUAAUGAUAAGAAAAGAUGAUGGCAUAAAAUUGGUGCCUGAAUUGUAUUCGGUACCAGGAGACAAAGCACAUUUGGAACAACUAGAACCAGGCAGUCAAGAAAGAAUACCACUGGGAAGAUGUCCAUUUAUAUGGGCUCAGUCACUAUAUAUACUAGGAAAACUAUUGCAAGAGGGAUUUUUGGCAGUUGGAGAACUAGAUCCUUUAAAUAGAAGACUUUGUUCAGAAAAGAAACCAGAUGUUGUGGUCCAGAUUGUGAUAUUAGCUGAAGAUAAUGAAAUCAGGGAUAAACUUCUUGAACAUGACUUGCAUGUACAAACAAUUAGUGAGGUAGCUCCCAUUGAAGUACAACCAGCCAGAGUUCUCAGCCAUUUAUAUACAUAUUUAGGUCGUAAUAAGAAACUCGGAUUAUCUGGAAGAAAGUCACGGGAUGUUGGCAUUCUUAGCACAAGCAAAUUGUAUUCACUACAUGAGCGUAUAUUUGCUUUUACGCCUCAAAAUUUUGACUACGAAGAGUACUACAUGACGCGUGACCCAGCGUUGCUUGCGAGCACGUUUACAGCAAACGUCGCAUUUCUUGGUAUGAGCUGGAAACAAAUGCUUGGAAGACCGACCAUCACUUUACUUGCUACACAGUACCUGUUAGAUCAAGGUAGAAUUCCGAUGGCAAUGAUAACAACAAUGAAAAAAUUAAAAUCCGGUUACAUUAAUGGUACUAGAGUGACUCUUGGAAACCUCGGCGAUUUCUUGAGUACAUCAGCCAUUACUAAUUUAAGCUUCUUGGGAAGUCAAGAGGAUGGGUAUCCAGAUAAGCUGAACCCGCAAGUGCAGAGCUACCUGGAGGAGCACCUGUUGCGCUCGUUCAGCAGCCGCCUGAGCGUGCUGGCGCGCCCGCCCGCCGUGCGCCUCGCGCGCGCGCUGCGGCGCCGCAUGUCCGUGCGCGGCGCCAUCAAGAAGACGCGCUCCAUCAACGUCGACUCCGAAACUCUAGGAAUGGAAGGAGAAUACGUCGGUUCGCACUUGCUUGAAAGGAAACAAUCUUGUCUAGAGGUAGACCCAGGACGUAGUCCGUCACCUGAAGAAGCAAAGAAACGCGCUUUUACCAAGGGUACGUCGACUACAAGUUUGGGAAUAACGACACCUACAAUUGAGACAAACAAAGAAUCACCACCACCCCCUCCGAAAGAAGAAGCUACAGUGAAAAACGUACUACGAAAUCGAACGAUAUCAGAAUCUCAGAACAUAUAUGCUGAACAAGAAACGGAUGAACUGAUAGCGAUGCUGCGAGAGACGGAGAGCCUCGACGAGCAAGGGGACAUCCUGCAGUACUUGGUUGACACACAUGGACUGGAAUUUAAUACUGGUAUGCAGGAGAACGGUAAAUAUGUGACUGUUAAAGACCUACUUAAGGUGCUCUACGAGAAAGCAUGCAGUCAGAAGUUGUGGGGCCUCGUGAGACACACGGCUGGCAUGCUCGGGAAGAGAGUUGAAGACCUAGCCAAGGCCGUGACCGACUUGCUCGUGAGGCAGAAACAGAUCACCGUCGGCAUGCCGCCGAACAACGAACAUACGAUCAUAGCUCCUCUACCGGAGAAUGAACUAAGACACCUUAUACACGUGGCAUAUGGUGAUGAUGAAAGUACAGCCAUGUUAACCCAAGAGCUGUUAGUGUACCUCGCUAUGUUCAUACGAACUGAACCCCAGCUGUUCCUGGAGAUGUUGCGUCUGAGGGUUGGACUCAUAAUACAAGUAAUGGCAACGGAACUCUCACGUACGCUAUCCUGUGACGGAGAGGAAGCUUCAGAAUAUUUACUCAAUUUAUCGCCUUUCGAAAUGAAGAAUCUCCUACACCACAUACUUAGCGGCAAAGAAUUUGCUAUCAAUAGCGCCAACUCAAUUAUUGAUAUUAAGGAAAAGUUCGCUAAAGAUAAAGUUGGCCGAGGCAAUUUUUCGAUUGUGAGCAACAAAUCAAAUCGCUACACAAAGAAAUCUCAAAUUCUAUUGGAAGGUCAAGGACUCCAGGGUACCAUAGACGAAGCACCAAUAACUGAACCAGACCGGCAAGGACAAUGGUUGAGACGCAGACGUCUCGACGGGGCAUUAAAUCGCGUUCCGAGAGAUUUCUAUCAGCGAGUGUGGGCAGUUUUAGAAAAGUGUCAAGGUCUAGUGAUACAAGGCAAGGUACUACAGCCAAAUUUAACCCAAGAAAUGACGUCGGGCGAGCUAAAGUUCGCCCUAGCAGUGGAAACCGUACUGAAUUCGAUCCCACAACCGGAGUACCGUCAGCUGGUCGUGGAGGCCCUAAUGGUGCUGACAUUGGUCGUAGAGUACAAGGCCGUCAACCAUCUCGGAGGGACAAUCACGGUUGAACAUUUGGUUCACAAAGCUAAUCAAAUAUUUCUAGAGGACCAGACGCGCUGCGCCGGCGACGCCACGCUGUGCUGCGCCAAGGACGGCGCGGACGGCGCGGAGGGCGCGGGAGACGCGGGCGCGGCAGGCAGCGCGCUGGUGUGCGGCGGCGCGGCGGGCGUGUGCCAGCUGCUGUACGACAGCGCGCCCAGCGGCCGCUUCGGUACCAUGACGUACCUGGCGCGCGCCGUGGCCGCGCUGCUGGCCGAGCGCCUGCCCGCGCACGAGCCCGUGGAGUGCGCCAUCACAUAGGAGCCGCCGGCCCCGCUCCCCCACGCUCUACACUACUUCCGACCGAACCUUUUCGCAUUUAAGGUCAUCGGAGAACUUUCGCCCGACCAGAUUCAUAAAUCAUAAAUUUUUCUAAAUACCUUAUGUCAAGUCUAUUCCGACAGCAGGAGGAGUAAAGAUAAUGAAACAACUUCAACAUUGAAUUGACCUGAUAUUAUCGGUAUCUUGAAUAAUCUACGGUUUUCAUUAUGGAUUCGUGAAAAAUGGCGUUUUGUUUCUCGGCGAAGUUGGAAUCAAAUUUAUAGAGAGAUAUAAGUAGUUAAGUGGAAUAGUGUUGUAUUAUAAAUAAAUAUAUAUUAAUCAAGAAAUGUUUGUAUUACAUAAUAUAGCAUAGCGAUUUGCAAAUCGCUUGGGAUAUUAAAAUGUAAAGUUUAUUAAGCUGAGAUGGCCAGUGGUGUAGAACGCGUGAAUCUUAACCGAUGAUGGUGGGAUCAAACCCCGGCAACCACCACUGAAUUUUCAUGUGCUUAAUUUGUGAUUAUAAGGUGAGGAAACCUGCAUGUGUCUAAUUUCACUGAAAUUCUGCCACGUGUGUAUUCCAUGAAACCGCAUUAGAACAUUGUGGCGGAAUAAGCUCUAAACCCUCUUCUCAAAAAGGGAGAAAACACCUUAGCCCAGCAGUGGGACAUUCACAGGCUGUUACGGUUAUGGUUACUUACUAAAGUUUAUUUAUCUUUACUCCUUCUUCGAGUGGAAUAGGUAAUAGUAAUAUUUGUUUCAUAUACUACAAUGAAUCGAUUGUCAACUUACAUUACAAACAAACAACUAUAAUUGAAGUGACGCAUUUACACGUGUAAAAGUGUAUGCGUCAAAACAAGUGUCGUCACUAUAUUAUGCAGCCACAUAUUUAUUAAUAAUCUAUCUAUUUUCGUUUUUACAGCAAGACAAAACUACGAAAAUUAAGCUUUGUAAACCGAUAUAUGAAUUUAAAGUACACUACACACAGUAUUAAAAAUCAAUAGUAAUCAAUUUAACAAAAAGAGAUCCAGCUAUUUAAUAAAAACAUACAAUGAAAUUAUUAUCAAGGAACUCGCUGCAAAUAAUAUUGUAUUUUGUAAUCUAUAUUUAAUAAUUGAAAUAAAGAAAUGUACUUUAGCUAAAUAUGCACCGGUGACACCAAAAUCUAAUCGUGGUUAUCCACCUAUAGUUCAUAAGUAACCUUGCCCAAAAAGUAAUUAUCUACUUCCAUAAUGACAAAGAACUUAAUAUUUGCUAAUAAAAUAUUAAUACAUUUAAAUAAAGAUUCUUAACUUGACACAUUUAUAUAGACAAUUUCAAAUAAAAUGUUAAAAAUAUUGUG